This is a messenger RNA of Rangifer tarandus platyrhynchus (Svalbard reindeer), 438 nucleotides long. The record is from the annotation of a GenBank genome assembly. Lineage: Eukaryota; Metazoa; Chordata; Mammalia; Artiodactyla; Cervidae.
AUGCAGGAGAAACAGUGCGGGUCAGAGAGGAGAUGGACUUGCCCAAACUCCCCAGAGGGAGGGGCAAGGAUGGAGGUGGGAGGGCCUGAGCUACAUCCUGCUGUCAAGGGUCUUAGAUGCCGAGUUGCAGAGGGCUCACUGAUGCCUGCCACCAGCCCCUGCGUGCGCAAAGGCCGAGCCGUGGGAAGUCGGCCCCAGGCGUGCCUGGCCACCAUGCAGGAAAUAAGAACUUCCUCCCAAGGGUGUGUGCAUGUGAAACGAGCCGACGUGCGUGAAGUGCCUGCUGGUCACCCUCCAGCGUCAGCUCCGUGGGGGAGUGAGGUUGGUGUGUCCCUUCGGCGGGCAGCAGAAUGUAAACCAACCAGAGCUCGCUGCUGUAUCCUGAGGAGCCCUGCCUGGCCCACAGUAGGCCUCAGCCCACGUGUGUGCAGUGAAUAG